Arachis ipaensis is the source of this 1560-nucleotide messenger RNA. NCBI's taxonomy places the organism in Eukaryota, Viridiplantae, Streptophyta, Magnoliopsida, Fabales, Fabaceae. The record is from RefSeq and is a predicted model, not a curated record.
CUUUCCCUUUCCAAACCAAGUCAAAAUAUAACAUAACAUACAUUACUGAAGAAAAAAAAAAUUACAUAUUAGAACCAAACCAAGAUACAGUAUAAUAAACCAAUAUAUAUCACCACCAGCGUUUUGCUUUCUUAGAUUCUUAAGAGAAUGGGUCACACAACCUUGGAAGUUGGAGCUGAUGGGGUUGGCAUCAUCACCAUCAUCAAUCCCCCUGUUAAUUCUCUCUCCUUUGAUGUGUUGAGCAGUUUAAAGGAGAAUUUUGAUCAGGCUUUACACAGAGAUGAUGUCAAGGCAAUUGUUGUUACAGGUGCAAAGGGCAAAUUUUCUGGUGGUUUUGAUAUUGCUGGUUUUAGUAGAAUUCAAGCGGGAAAAGAGAUUUCAAACCCGAGUUUGCCAUCAGUUGAAAUCAUCACUGACACUGUGGAAGCGGCAAAGAAACCUACAGUUGCUGCCAUUGAUGGUCUUGCCCUGGGUGGGGGGUUAGAGCUUGCAAUGGCAUGCACGACUCGGUUAUCAACCCCAACUGCUCAACUAGGUUUGCCCGAACUUCAGCUGGGGUUAAUUCCCGGGUUUGGAGGGACGCAACGACUACCUCGUCUUGUUGGCCUGGCAAAGGCCCUUGAGAUGAUGCUGGAAGCUGAAGUCUUUGAAGGGCUGGUUACUUCAGAUACUUGCAAGAGCUUGGUUCACGUAUUUUUCUCUCAACGAGGAACAUCUAAGGUACCCGGGGUUACCGAUCGCGGGUUAAAACCAAGAGCAGUGAAAAGGGUUGCAAUUCUUGGUGGAGGACUGAUGGGCUCCGGAAUAGCAACAGCCUUAAUUCUUAGUGGCUAUCCUGUUCUCUUGAAAGAAGUAAAUCAGAAGUUCUUGGAUGCUGGUCUUAAUAGGGUUAAAGCAAAUUUACAAAGCCGUGUCAAGAAAGGGAAAACGACUCAGGCAAAAUUUGAAAAAACCUUGUCUCUUCUCAAAGGUACCCUUGACUAUGAAAACUUCAAAGAUGUGGAUCUGGUGAUUGAGGCUGUUAUUGAGAAGGUUGACUUAAAGCAACAGAUCUUUGCUGACCUUGAAAAGUUUUGUCCACCUCAUUGCAUUCUUGCAAGCAACACUUCCACAAUUGACUUAAACCUGAUCGGAAACAGGACCAAGUCCCAAGACCGGAUUGUUGGGGCCCAUUUCUUCAGCCCAGCACAUAUUAUGCCUCUCCUGGAAAUUGUACGUACCGAGCAUACAUCUGCCCAAAUAAUAGUUGAUUUGCUAGAUGUUGGAAGGAAGAUAAAAAAAACUCCAGUGGUGGUCGGAAACUGUACUGGAUUUGCUGUUAAUAGGAUGUUCUUCCCAUACACUCAAGCAGCUUUCUUGCUUGUUGAUCAUGGUGUAGAUGUUUACCGAAUUGACAAGGCAAUGAACCAAACAAGCAAUGAAGAAGCAAUAAACCUUUAUACCAACAAAUUGAUCUUGCAAGCAGCAUUGCAGCAAUACCAACAACAAGGCAAGAAUGCAUCAGGGAGUGGGUGGAUGGGUGACUGGGUCUUCGUCCUCGUCUUCGCGGUGGGUGGGUGA